Messenger RNA from Xiphias gladius (swordfish), 2002 nucleotides. It is a transcript of the gene tfb1m, whose product is annotated as transcription factor B1, mitochondrial. The coding region runs from base 914 to 1987 and encodes 357 amino acids. The record is from RefSeq and is a predicted model, not a curated record. Gene Ontology annotation, cellular component: mitochondrial matrix. Lineage: Eukaryota; Metazoa; Chordata; Actinopteri; Istiophoriformes; Xiphiidae. The transcript has 8 exons. Gene Ontology annotation, biological process: transcription initiation at mitochondrial promoter; rRNA methylation. Gene Ontology annotation, molecular function: mitochondrial transcription factor activity; rRNA (adenine-N6,N6-)-dimethyltransferase activity.
UGUAUUUUCAGCUUUGUGUCCUCGUUGUGUUGUUUGUAGUUUGUAUCUCAGUGUUCCCUCGGUUUUUAGAAACAAUGUGAAGUGUCUCGGCUGAAUUCUGAGCCUUAUACAAUUGACACUGCUAAAGGCUUUUGGACUAAACGCUAACCUUAGCCGCAAAUGCUAACAACUGUGUGACAGUGUCACAGCUCAGUAUAAUCCCAGAAAGAGUUUAAAGUGAAUUGAGAUUGAAAUUUGCAGGAUUGUUGGGCACUGUCAUCCGGACGUGGCGCUGAUACGUUGUUACUGUAUUUAGCAGCUAAUUUUACUCAUGUAUAAUUAAAACAAAUUGGAAUUAUACUGAUUUCUUUGCUGCUAUUUAGACUGACUGAUAGCAGCAGUUAAAAUGUAAAAAUCUCAAAUAGGGACGUGUUUUCAAAAUGCGCUGUGAAAGAAUAGUUAUUCUAUAUUUUAUGUCUUAAUCUUUGUAAAAUAGUGUUCUGUUACAAUUCCACUAGAUGGUGCCCAAGAUCGUAUUAUGAGACACAGUAACUUUGACACAGUCAGCCCUUCAGCACUAAUGCCUCAGUUUAAGGAUAGAAAAUGGAAAUCAAUCCCAUGAUCUGAUAAAGAAGUAAUUGGAAUCGAUAAGAGUUUGCCAGAAUAACAGGCAUCUUUAGAUUUAGACCACUCCGUUCCACAUACUGCAACAUGUUUGUGGGAAAACAUGAAUAUGUUUGAAUUUAAAGGGUUAAAAUAAAGCCCACUCAAUCAUUCUGCAAAAAUACAAUAGUUAAAGGACAUGCUGAAAUAACAAAUUGCUUAACUGUAUACACAUUCCUUUCAGCGUUUGCAAUUCAAAAGGUCUCUCCUGACUUGAAUUGCUAUAUGUAACAACUUUAGAAUACUACUACUGACAGAGGUCACCGGUACGAUGUCUGCCUCUGGGAAAUUGGCAUCUUUCCGUUUGCCUCCGCUGCCUACCAUAGGUGAGCUGAUAAAGCUGUACAAUCUGCGAGCUGAGAAGCAGCUGUCCCAGAACUUUCUGCUGGACUUGAGGCUAACAGACAAAAUAGUGCGUCAGGCAGGCAGUUUGAGGGAUGCCCAUGUGUGUGAGGUGGGUCCUGGUCCCGGGGGCCUGACGCGCUCCAUCCUCAAUGCUGGUGCGGCGGACGUGCUUGUGGUGGAGAAAGAUACACGUUUCAUCCCUGGGCUAAAGCUGUUGUCUGAGGCAGCACCGGGGAGGUUGAGGAUUGUCCACGGGGACAUACUCACCUACAGAAUGGACCGAGGAUUCCCAGUAAAUAUCUCUAAACCAUGGGAGGAAGAUCCACCAAACCUUCACAUCAUAGGGAAUCUUCCAUUCAGUGUCUCAACCCCUCUUAUCAUCAAGUGGUUGGAGAACAUAGCCAACAGGACGGGGCCUUUUGUCUACGGACGCACCCGACUCACACUCACUUUCCAGAAAGAGGUGGCACAGAGGUUGACAGCCAGCACAGGCACCAAACAGAGGAGCCGUCUGUCCAUCAUGGCUCAGUAUCUCUGCACUGUCCGCAACUGCUUCACCAUCCCUGGACGGGCUUUUGUCCCCAAACCAGAGGUGGAUGUGGGAGUAGUUCAUUUCACCCCUCUGGUUCAGCCCCAGAUCCAGCAGCCCUUCAAGCUGGUGGAGAGAGUCGUCAGAAACAUAUUCCAGUUCCGCAGGAAGCACUGCCAUAAAGGAGUAGAAAAGUUGUUCCCGGAGGCGUGUCGUAUGGAGCUGACACAGGAGAUGAUGCAGAAGGCAGACGUGGACCCCACUCUGCGCCCUACAGAUCUCACCAUACAACAUAUCAGGGCUUUAGUGGAUGCCUACGCUUGUCUGAGCGCCCAUGAGCCCAGUCUCCUCAGCUACGAAUACAGAGAGGAGCUCAGACUGAAGCACAUCGCCAGGCAAACAAAAGCGCCAGCGGACACGUGUAUGGACACGCCAACCAGCAAACCACCAAGCCCUCUGCAACCCUGCUGAAAAAAAAAAAAAAAA